AUGGCUGAUUCGACGCCAGCAGUACCCAAACUAACGUCAACCUCAUCACCUCCUCUACUCAUCAAGAAGCUGUCUGAAAAUGCCACAACGCCGACCCGUGGCUCUGCAUUCGCCGCCGGAUACGACCUAUAUGCCGCCAAACCCAUCACUAUCCCUAGUCGGGGCAAGGCCCUGGUGUCGACAGACUUGUCCAUUGCGACUCCUGAGGGCACUUACGGCCGCAUAGCUCCGAGAUCCGGCCUGGCGGCGAAGAACUUCAUCGACACUGGCGCGGGUGUCAUCGAUGCCGACUAUCGGGGCGAGGUCAAGGUUUUGCUCUUCAACCACGCCGAGAGCGACUUUGAAGUCCAGAAAGGUGACCGCAUCGCUCAGCUUGUCCUCGAGAGGAUCUACACACCAGAGGUCGUGGAAGUGGAGAAUUUGGAGGAGAGUGUGCGCGGCGCUGGCGGGUUUGGAAGCACCGGAGUCAACGCCUCUUGA
Messenger RNA from Cyphellophora europaea CBS 101466, 480 nucleotides. RefSeq names its product deoxyuridine 5'-triphosphate nucleotidohydrolase. Gene Ontology annotation, molecular function: dUTP diphosphatase activity; magnesium ion binding. Gene Ontology annotation, biological process: dUMP biosynthetic process; dUTP catabolic process. NCBI's taxonomy places the organism in Eukaryota, Fungi, Ascomycota, Eurotiomycetes, Chaetothyriales, Cyphellophoraceae. Bases 1 to 480 code for a protein of 159 amino acids. The record is from RefSeq and is a predicted model, not a curated record. The transcript has a single exon.